AUGAACUAUAUGAUAACUACUCCAUCUCAACAACAAGUACAAUCUCAAAAAGACGUUGAUAAUGAUCCGACAUUAAAUCAAAUGACUGUUCAAUCAUCAAUCAACAACCGACAACAACAACAACAAUCUAUUGAAAAACAACUUGUUUUAUUAUUACAUGCACAUGGAUGUCAACAACGUGAAACACAGACUAUUGACGGUGAAACACCACCCUCAAGUACAUGUACAUUACCGCAUUGUAGUAAGAUGAAAAAUGUUCUACAAUAUAUGACAAAAUGUGAUGAUCAUAAAUCAUGUACAGUUACCGAUUGUGCUACAUCGAGACAAAUUACUUUACAUUGGAAACAAUGUAAAAAUUCACAAUGUCCCAUAUGUCAACCGGUUAAAAUAUCAUCAACAUUAGCCAAACUAAAUCAAGCACCAACUAAUAAUAAUAGCACAACAACAGUAUCACUGCCAAUAAAUAAAGAAUGGCAACGAUAUGCAACACAAGAAAUGCGAAAUCAUUCAGUACAAAAAAUCAUGACUGCACUGAUACCAAUAGCUGAUACAGGUGCUAUGCGGGAUAAGCGUAUUAUUAAUUUAGCUAAUUAUGCUCGACGCGUCGAAAGUGAAACAUUCGAAAUAGCCACUAAUCAAGAAGAAUAUUUUCAUAAAUUAGCUGAAAAAAUUCAUAGAAUCCAAAAAGAAUUAGAAGAACGUCGAGAGAAAAAACGUGUACAAGACAUGCAAUUAGUUAUACAACCAUCGUCAUCAACAAUACCUGAUUUUAAUGCUAAAAUGAAUCCAGAUCCCAUAAUUGAUGAUCGUAUGCUAUUACAAAUUCGCACGACGACAUCAUUAAAUGAUUAUCUAUCAUCAACUGCAAGUAAUUCUUUUCAAUGCACAACUAAAUCUGAAUCAUUAAUGGCAUUAACAAAUGUUCCGUCGAAUGAAAUUUUAAGUUUUCUUUUAAAUAGAGAUACAACAAUUAGUAGUCAAGCGCAUGAUAUGGAUACUAAAAAUAGUCUCAAUGGAAAUCAAUUUAAGAACAAAUUAAGCUGA
Rotaria socialis is the source of this 1044-nucleotide messenger RNA. Lineage: Eukaryota; Metazoa; Rotifera; Eurotatoria; Philodinida; Philodinidae. The record is from the annotation of a GenBank genome assembly.